Messenger RNA from Paramisgurnus dabryanus, 1533 nucleotides. RefSeq names its product lecithin retinol acyltransferase b, tandem duplicate 2 (gene lratb.2). The record is from RefSeq and is a predicted model, not a curated record. Gene Ontology annotation, cellular component: rough endoplasmic reticulum. Gene Ontology annotation, biological process: retinol metabolic process; vitamin A metabolic process. Gene Ontology annotation, molecular function: phosphatidylcholine-retinol O-acyltransferase activity. NCBI's taxonomy places the organism in Eukaryota, Metazoa, Chordata, Actinopteri, Cypriniformes, Cobitidae.
AUCAGGUAAAAUAUCUAGUUGGUGAUGUAUAAUCUUGAAAAUACCUAACCAGAUUUUAUUUAAUCGUGCUGUACAGUCGGUUAAGUAACAUACAUUUGCAAAACAUUAGAAGAACUUAAUUUCUCACUGCUUUCUUUGUUACAGAAAUAGAAAUUUUAUCCCUAAAAGGUGAAAAGGCCAAAAUAGUCAUUUAGAAACUAUGCAUUGUUUGUUCCAUUCAGCAUGUGAUGUACUUAAUUUUAAGGUUUUUGCUGAAAAUAUCCGUGGAUUUGUAAUCCUCAAGCCCCUCCCCACAUUGCCUCAAGUAGGAUAAAACUUGCAGGUGCCAUGCAGGCCAUUCAUAACCUCACCACUUCGUCUCAAGCUAAGGAUGUUCCCUCUGAAUUUUCUCAGCUUGUUUUCCAUUGCUGUGACCACAGACCAUGAUGAGAAGAAGACGAAGAAGCAGCAGCAGCAGCAGGUGGUCAAAUAUGACAUCUCGUGCUUCAAAAGAGGGGAUUUGCUAGAGGUUCCUAGAACCCUCUUUACUCAUUUUGGAAUAUAUCUGGGGAACAAUCGCGUCGCUCACCUCAUACCUGAUAUCCUGCCUGCCUUUACCAGGGACAACAAAGCCCUGGAGAAAAUGGUCACAAAUAACCGGUUGAUUUUGGGCGUAAUAGCCAAAAGGGCGAGCGUCCGGGUGGACUCGGUGGAGGACUUUGCGUAUGGAGCAGAGAUUUUAGUUAACCACAUGGACAGGGUGUGCAGCCGACCACCGCUUGAAGGCGAAGAAGUGGCUAGGAGGGCUGAGAAGUUGUGGGGAUCGAUAGACUACAGUCUGCUGUGGUACAAUUGCGAGCAUUAUGUUAUGUACUGCAGAUACGGCACCAACAUUAGUUUCCAGACCUGCCAGUUCUGCAAAGCAGUGCGCAAGAUUGUAUGCAGCAAGACGGCAUCUCUCAUAAGCCUAUUGAUGUGCUGCUUCAUUAUGUUAUAUCUGGAGGCCUUGUCCAUAUUUGGUAUUUUACCCACAAUCUUCAUUCCCUUUACCAUUUGGAUGGCAUCCUGAAUCUCUGCGACAAACAAUAUUAACCACAAUUUGCUGAUGUGAUUGCAGACUAUAGGCUGUCGUCGUUUACGGUGUAUUAUUUAGUUUACUAUGACACUUUAUGUCCCCACAUCUUCUCCAAUGAGCCACUGUAACAUACACAGAUGUUCAUCACUCCAUAAAGUGUUGCUGCCUUAAAUUUGAAGUACUGUAUAAUCAAACUGACUGCACAAGUAAUUUCAAAUUACUAUUUUGUAUCUGAGGUAUUUUACUUUCUUUUAUAGUGACGAGUUGCUAGGUUUAAGGAAAAAAAAUGUUUUCAUGACUUAUUGAUGACAUCAUUUUUUACAAUAUUGUACAAGCUAAAUUAGCACUAAACCCAUGUAAUAAUGUGAUCUUUAAUGUGAGGUCAUAGCAUUUGUCAGGUAAUGUAUUUUCUGACUGUGUUAUGUAAUUUAUAAUAGCAUGCAUUGUCAUAAUAUUAAUUAAAGUACAGUUUUAUAUUA